Gilbertella persicaria is the source of this 1545-nucleotide messenger RNA. RefSeq names its product glycosyl transferase family 64 domain-containing protein. Lineage: Eukaryota; Fungi; Mucoromycota; Mucoromycetes; Mucorales; Choanephoraceae. The coding region runs from base 308 to 1492 and encodes 394 amino acids. The record is from RefSeq and is a predicted model, not a curated record. Gene Ontology annotation, molecular function: glycosyltransferase activity. The transcript is spliced from 7 exons. Gene Ontology annotation, cellular component: membrane.
GAUUGAACCUGCAUUGGUCUCUAUUUAUUCUUUAAAUCAAUCUUCUUCAACAUCAGAUAUUAUUGUAGUAUUACCAGAUACAUUAGAAUUGCCAAAAAAUCAAAUUCAACAAUUCGAAAAACUUGGUGCAAAAGUUGUCAAGGUCAGGGCAAUGCAUACCACGAGUCCUUUAGUUGUUCAGUUAUGGGCAUUAUUAGAAUACCAAAAAAUAAUUUAUUUUACACCAGAGAUAGUGUUCAAGAAAGAGAUAGAUCAGUUGUUCAGCUAUCCAGCAGGAUCUGCCUUGACAGCCAAUGAAAAUGCACCGAUGUUUAUUCUUGAACCAAAUCCUCAAAUCUUUGAACGACUGCUCCGAGACUAUAGAAAGACGUCUCAUGUAUUCAACUUGCUCGACCAAACCUAUUUUCGUCCUAUGAUUGAGCAAGACGUAAAACAGAUGAUAACAAUGUAUUCUGGACACAUGAAACCAUGGAACUUUUAUGGUUAUAGUGAUGUGGACUGGAAAAAGCAUUAUGACCCUGUUUCUUUCUAUAAAUGGCGUCGAUUAAAUAUCGAUAUGAAGCAUGCCUUGAAUCCUACUGAGGGAUCGACAUGGAAAAAUGCCAAGCGACAACAAAAUGUAUGUGAUGCUUUUCUUGAAGCCACUUUUUCGAAUUCCAAUUCUUUUCCGAUUCAAGAUCAAUUCUCGGUCCUUAUUAGCACCUAUAACCCAGAACGUAUUGAACACCUUUCAUUACUUAUUCAACAUUUGCUCAAAUCAAGCAAAAUACACACCGUCUUUAUUACUUGGCAUAAUCCCGCCUUGAAGGUGCCUAGUUCACUUUUCAAUCAUAUUUCUGAACAAGAUCGAGUGGUUAUCUUGUCUCAAACGUUUGAUUCUCUUAACAAUCGAUUUAACCCUAUUCCAGAACUUCAAACAGAAGCAGCUUACAUUAUGGACGAUGAUAUCUUUAUUGACCUAGAAGAUUUGGAAUUUACCUUUCAUGCCUGGCAAUCAAGAAAAGACAGUAUUGUGGGCCAUUUUCCUCGUCGUCAUGACUAUCAUCCUGAUACUCUACAAGCUUCUUAUGAAAUCAAUCGAGACCCGCCUUACAGUAUUAUUCUAACCAAGAGUAUGUUUAUUCGAUCUGAUUACUUGUUUGCCUAUACCUGUCUCCUCGAACCUAAAUUGCACCAAGUCAUUGACGAUCAAUUGAAUUGUGAAGACUUGGGAUUUGCCAUGAUGGCCUCUGGCAUCACCAGCGUUGCGCCAACGUAUGUCAAGACAAAAAACCCUAUUCAUGAUUUUGGCCUAUCAAAGGGCAUCAGUACAAAUUCAGCCCAUAUGCCUGCACGAAGAAAAUGUAUAUCUGACUUUAUUACUCAAUUUUGGCACAAGCGUGAUCCUUUAGUUUAUGCUUAUGGUGCUGUGGCACCUUUUGCCCGACCUCAAACCACAAAGGGUAAUUGGAAAGUCGUUGAAAAAGUAGUAAAGAGUGAGAAAUCCACUUGAUUUGUAUUAUACGUCAUAAAAGAAUAAAAAGUCUUUUUGCUUUAGUUGCCUAA